CACGCGGGCACACGGGCGGCACGUCCCCGGCGGGCCCGGUGCGUCACGGGGGCGGGCGAGGAGAACCAGGAAGUCAGCCCGGGGCCCAGGGCGGCUGCACCCGUUGGCAGAGGCGGGAGAGAGCGCGCGGCGCCCCGGCGGCAGGACCAGCCCGGGACCCGGAAGCCCCCGGUGCGCCCAGGCCGCGCGCCCCGGCCGUGCCCCUCGCCAUGCGGCCCGGCGGCGUCCGCAGCUUCGCGCUGGAGCUGGCGCGCGGCGGCGCGUACCGCGGCGGGGAGCUGCUGCGCGGCCGGGUGCUGCUGGAGGCGGCGGCGCCGCUGCGCGUGCGGGCGCUCGAGGUGGCGGCGCGCGGCGGGGCGACCACGCACUGGCUCCAGGGCCGCAGCGUGGGCAUCAACGCGGUGUCCAGCGACUUCACGGCCGUCGAGACGUACCUGCGGCGGCGGCAGCUGCUGCUCCGAGAUACUGGAGAGACCACCACGCUGCCUGCCGGGCGCCACGAGUUCCCAUUCAGCUUCCAGCUGCCUCCGACGCUGGUGACCUCAUUUGAGGGCAAACACGGCAGUGUCCGUUACUGCAUCAAGGCCACCCUGCACCGGCCCUGGGCGCCCGCCCGCCGGGCCAGGAAGGUGUUUACUGUUAUCGAACCCGUGGACAUCAACACCCCCACCCUGCUGGCCCCUCAAGCCGGAGCCCGGGAGAAGGUCGCCCGGUCCUGGUACAGUAACCGCGGCCUCGUCUCCCUCUCGGCCAAGAUCGACCGCAAGGGCUACACCCCAGGGGAGGUGAUCCCGGUGUUCGCCGAGAUCGACAACAGCUCCACGCGCCCCGUGCUGCCCCGGGCGGUGGUGGUCCAGACGCAGACCUUCAUGGCGCGCGGCGCCCGCAAGCAGAAGCACGCCGUGGUGGCCAGCCUCUCGGGCGAGCCCGUGGGCCCGGGGCGGCGGGCGCUGUGGCAGGGCCGGGCGCUCCGCAUCCCCCCGGUGGGCCCUUCCAUCCUGCACUGCCGGGUGCUGCACGUGGACUACGCCCUCAAGGUCUGCGUGGACAUCCCGGGCACCUCCAAGCUGCUCCUGGAGCUGCCGCUGGUCAUCGGCACAGUCCCCCUGCACCCUUUCGGCGGCCGCUCGUCCAGCGUGGGCAGCCAUGCCAGCUUCCUGCUGGACUGGGGACUGGGCGCCAUGCCGGAGCGGCCUGAAGCUCCGCCAGACUAUUCGGAGGUGGUGGCCGGUGACGCGGCAGCCGGGGGGCAGAGCCCCGUCCCUCUGCCUCAGGACGCCGACCUGAGCCUCGAGGGCCCCUUCUUCGCCUACAUCCAGGAGUUCCGCUACCGCCCGCCCCCCCUGUACUCCGAGGAGGACCCGAACCCCGCCUCCGAAGCCAUGAGGCCACGCAGCAUGACCUGCUGAGUGUGAGGACGCGGAUACCUCAGGGAUGAGUUUGCACAUGCGCUUCCAGCCUCCGUGGACAUGGGGCGUGGCUGGGCUGAGAGACAUGCCUGCCUGCGGUGGAAGUUGGGGAAAUCAAGUCUCAGAACGGAGGCAAGGCUGUUCCCAUGGGACAGAGGAAGAGCCAGUCUCUGGCAUCUGACUGAGCUGGUCCUUGUAAAAGCAUCCAACGGCUGUUGCAGGAUCCGAGUGACUGUGCGAGCUGUCUGUGCUGGCCUGUGGACCGGGCCGGGUUCCCCAGGAGCCUCCCGUCUGGGAGAGACACAGCCGGGCACAGACACUUCCAGUCCGGUGGGACCAGAGGAAGGCCUGAGAGAGUCCGGGGAGAAAUCCGGGAAGGCUUCCUGGAGGAAAGGGCGUUUUAGCCGAAGCUUUGGCAUUGUGAAUAAGCUCAGGAGACAGGCAAGCAAGAGAGGGGAGAAGUCAGACAAGGAGAGAGCUCAGGGAAGCUUGGAACCGGGACUCGGAGGGCAGGUGCUUCCGCUGAGGUCACACUGCAAGGUCCAGCAGGCGCGAGGGCCCAGGGGUGAGUCACUCAGGGAAGCAGGUCCUGGGAGCUACGGGGACCUGUGGUUCUCAGGGGCAGGGCUCCAGCCUUUGAAGCCUCUGAAAGCUGGAGAUUGUGCCCCAGGCUAAGACCACCCGAGGGCUUCUCAGACACAGAGCUGGGUGGCCGGGAGACCCAGGCUCCCAGCGGGACAGACAGGACCUGCCACAUAACUUGCUCAUGAAAAUGUGGGGGCCUUCUCCAGGGAAUAUUAAGAAUUUCACGAUAAUGACAGCAGAGCAUUCACCAGGCCCUGGGACAGAGGGCAGGCUGGGGUGACACAGCGGGCCAGUGUGCUUCUGGAGACCCCGUGUUCAGAGGGACAAAGCAGGAGGGAGUGGCUGGAUAGGCCUGGCCUUGGCUGGGGCAGAGUCCCCGCCUGGGUCUCAGCAUUCCUAAGCCUUAACUUGUUCUCUUUUGUACAAUUUUUUUUUUUUUUUAAAUAAAAGUGUGGAGGAAG
This is a messenger RNA of Pipistrellus kuhlii (Kuhl's pipistrelle), 2455 nucleotides long. It is a transcript of the gene ARRDC2, whose product is annotated as arrestin domain containing 2. Gene Ontology annotation, cellular component: plasma membrane; cytoplasm. Gene Ontology annotation, biological process: protein transport. The transcript is spliced from 8 exons. NCBI's taxonomy places the organism in Eukaryota, Metazoa, Chordata, Mammalia, Chiroptera, Vespertilionidae. The record is from RefSeq and is a predicted model, not a curated record. Bases 210 to 1409 code for a protein of 399 amino acids.